Elgaria multicarinata webbii is the source of this 894-nucleotide messenger RNA. RefSeq names its product myosin light chain 4 (gene MYL4). Gene Ontology annotation, cellular component: A band; myosin II complex. Bases 42 to 611 code for a protein of 189 amino acids. Lineage: Eukaryota; Metazoa; Chordata; Lepidosauria; Squamata; Anguidae. The transcript is spliced from 7 exons. Gene Ontology annotation, molecular function: actin monomer binding; calcium ion binding. Gene Ontology annotation, biological process: cardiac muscle contraction. The record is from RefSeq and is a predicted model, not a curated record.
UCCGCUCAUCCCAGCUCAUCAUUCGCCCGUAAUCCCAGAUCAUGGCCCCCAAAAAGCCAGAUCCCAAGAAAGAGGCUGCCAAGCCUGCUCCGGCGCCGGCUCCGGCUCCUGAACCACCCAAGGAACCCGCCUUUGACCCCAAGAGUGUGAAGAUUGAAUUUACUGGUGAACAGAUUGAAGAAUUCAAAGAGGCCUUCAUGCUGUUUGACAGGACCCCAACUGGAGAGAUGAAGAUCACAUACAGUCAGUGCGGAGAUGUCAUGCGAGCCCUGGGACAGAACCCAACCAAUGCAGAAGUCCUGAAGGUGCUGGGGAAACCAACGCCAGAAGAAAUGAAUGCGAAGAUGCUGGAUUUUGAAACGUUCCUCCCGAUGCUGCAGCACAUUGCUCGAUCCAAGGACCAAGGGACCUUUGAGGAUUUUGUGGAAGGGCUGCGUGUCUUUGACAAGGAAGGAAACGGCACCGUCAUGGGGGCUGAACUGCGCCAUGUACUUGCAACUUUAGGGGAGAAGAUGACAGAAAGUGAAGUAGAACAGCUAAUGAGUGGGCAGGAAGAUGCCAACGGUUGUAUCAACUAUGAAGCUUUUGUCAAGCAUAUAAUGUCAGGUUGAAGAUGGAAUCCUUAAAGUUCUUCAGAGAGGGGAAAAUUCCAUCCCGCAAGAAUUUCUUAUCUCAUAUUCCUUCCACUCUGUAUUCCCCAGGAGGUGCAACUGCCACAAGCCAUGUAAGAAGGACUCUCCCUUACCACAGUGUAACAGCCUCUCUAUAUAAAAUACUGCAUACUCCUACAUCAAUUUAAAAUCUUAAUUUAUUCAUUUGUUUUAUUUCUUCUUUCCUUCUGCUACAUUUGGUCCAUUCAAAUUAAAACAUGUGCGUGUGCACACGAACACACAG